AUGGGCGUAUCCGAGGAAGUUAUUGGCACUCUUUUAGUCGGCAUAUUUUUCAAUACUUACCUUUAUGGCCUUGUUACAUAUCAAUUUGCGGUGUACUACAACUCUCCUUUCAAGGAUCCAACUUGGAUACGUGCCUUUGUGGGCAUUCUCGUUGUCCUAGACACAUUCCACACGGCUGCCACGAUAUAUAUGGCAUGGGAGUACUGCGUAACGAACUUCGAUAACCCGGCCAUCUUAACAGUGGCAUUAUGGCCGUAUACGUUUACACCAAUCGGUACGGCCCUCGCAGCCUUGCUCACGCAGAUCUUCCUUGGCUAUCGGAUGUAUCGAUUGACUGGCCAAUUAUACUUGUUCAUCAUACUCUUGAUGUUUGCCAUUGCUUCUUUCGCACUUGGCAUGACCUGCGGCAUCAAGGCGUGGAUAAUUGAAGAAUUAGCUAAACUCCCUGUCCUCGACGGCCUUGUAACGGCUUGGCUAGCCAUGCAGAUGGGUAUCGACCUGUACAUCACAAUCGCUCUCUGCUGGAUUCUAAGUCAAGCAAAAACAAAAUUCCGCGCAACCGAUACCGUCAUCAACCGCCUCAUGCGCGGCGCCAUCCAAACCGGCGUAUUCGCGUCCAUCUUUUCGCUGGGUGACUUGGUGGCUUUUUUGGCGCUCCCACAUACCAACAUAUACGGCAUGUUUGCGAUCCCUUUGGGCCGCAUUUACACGAAUACAUUAAUGGACACAUUGCUCAUGCGCGAAGGCCUCCGAGAAGUACUGGCCCGAUCUGAGGAUGGCUCUGGCAUGGACCCGAACAGCUCCAUCUGGGGCCGAAGUACGGGCAAUCGAGGUCUAAGCAGAAUCAGCUUCAACAAGUCGAUUCAUCAAAGUACUACAGGCAUAGUUGUCACCAAUCCUGGCACCGCAGACCAACGAGACGAUAAUAAGGACGACCAUAUGUACGUUGACCGGGAGGAGCGAGAUGUUUUCUCAGACAUCAAGCCAACGCCGUCGGCUGUUUGA
This is a messenger RNA of Pleurotus ostreatus (oyster mushroom), 1005 nucleotides long. RefSeq lists its product as uncharacterized. The transcript is spliced from 13 exons. NCBI's taxonomy places the organism in Eukaryota, Fungi, Basidiomycota, Agaricomycetes, Agaricales, Pleurotaceae. The record is from RefSeq and is a predicted model, not a curated record. Bases 1 to 1005 code for a protein of 334 amino acids.